UACUAUGUCCAGUAGGAGCUUCCAGGGACUGAAGCAACAGGCAGAAGGUGCAGCCAAGGAUGCUGCAAACACUUUUGGACAGGCUGCUCAGGACGCAGUCAACCAGGUUACGGAUGCAAGUCAGAAAGCUAUUGAUCAGGCUUGCAAGGCAGCUCAAGAUGGUGUAGAAAAAGCAACUGGACAAGCUGCAGAAGCAAUAUCUGGCUUGGGGAAAAAAUGUGGAUUUAAGAAAUGAUACUUUAAGCAAACAGUACUGUAUGUAAAAUGCACCUUUUGUUUUGCAGUUCCCUAUGCCUUUGUGUAGAAAAAUGAAAGCUGUUUGAGAUAUGGAUAACUUUCUCCAAACAGAAUAUUUUAAUGCAGAAUGCCCUCCUUAUUCUUCCUGCAGGAGAAUACAUAUUUUAGCACAUCUUGUUUCAUCUGUUUGUCAUGUUCUCUUCGAAAUGGAUCACAAGUCCUAAGCAAUGUUAUUGCCCUGCUCUUUCAACAGCACAGGGAUUAUUGCCACAUUCGUUGAGUAUGAGCUUACAGAAAUACUGAAACUACUAAUGUUCCAGCAUAGUAGGACAUUCAUAUUCUGAAACCAAGCUUUCUUUCCAUAACCAAAAUUGGUUAGUGCUAUAUUUCAUGUCACUUGUUCAUUUGUUCCAUCCUGUUUUUCUAUGUUAAAUAAAAAAAUAUAGC
Nothoprocta perdicaria is the source of this 684-nucleotide messenger RNA. RefSeq names its product adipogenesis regulatory factor (gene ADIRF). Bases 5 to 235 code for a protein of 76 amino acids. Gene Ontology annotation, cellular component: nucleus. The record is from RefSeq and is a predicted model, not a curated record. Gene Ontology annotation, biological process: positive regulation of fat cell differentiation. The transcript is spliced from 3 exons. NCBI's taxonomy places the organism in Eukaryota, Metazoa, Chordata, Aves, Tinamiformes, Tinamidae.